Triticum turgidum subsp. durum (durum wheat) is the source of this 996-nucleotide messenger RNA. The record is from the annotation of a GenBank genome assembly. NCBI's taxonomy places the organism in Eukaryota, Viridiplantae, Streptophyta, Magnoliopsida, Poales, Poaceae.
AUGGCCGCGGCGUCGCUCGCCCGCCUCUUGCCGCUCCUCCUCUCCCUCCUCCUCCUCCUCCUCGCCGGCGCCGCGCGGGGCAAGACGGUGAAGAGAGACGUGAAAGCGUUGAACGAGAUCAAGGCUUCACUAGGCUGGAGAGUUGUCUACUCAUGGGUCGGCGAUGACCCUUGUGGGCAUGGUGACCUUCCCCCCUGGUCCGGUGUGACAUGUACUCAGCAAGGGGAUUACAGAGUUGUCACGGAACUGGAAGUCUAUGCUGUGUCCAUAGUUGGUCCAUUCCCUACAGCGGUAACAAACCUGCUGGAUUUAAAAAAACUGGAUCUCCACAAUAAUAAGUUGACGGGGCCAAUUCCUCCACAGAUUGGACGGCUGAGACACCUCAAGAUAUUGAACCUGAGGUGGAAUAAGCUUCAAGAUGUGCUACCGCCCGAAAUUGGUGACCUAAAGAAACUCACACACUUGUAUUUGAGCUUCAAUAACUUCAAAGGUGAAAUUCCCGUGGAGCUUGCAAACCUACCAGAACUACGCUAUCUUUAUCUCCAUGAGAACCGCUUUACUGGGCGGAUCCCCCCUGAGCUCGGAACUCUCAAAAAUCUUCGUCACCUUGAUGUUGGUGGCAACCACUUGAUAGGCACUCUGAGGGAUGUCUUCAGCAUUGAGAAUGGCUUCCCCUCCUUGAGAAACCUAUACGUUAACAAUAAUCAAUUGGCUGGAGUGGUGCCAGAUCAGAUUGCGAAUUUGACCAACCUUGAGAUCUUGCACUUGUCCAAUAAUAGGCUGAUUGGAUCGAUAUCGCCAAAGCUAGUUCAAAUUCCAAGAUUGACAUAUCUGUAUUUGGACAAUAACAACUUCAUUGGAAGGAUUCCCGAAGGAUUAUACAAGCAUCCAUUUCUGAAGGAGCUGUACAUUGAGGGGAACCAGUUUAGACCAGGAAGCAGAUCAAAAGGAAUGCACAAGGUGCUCGAGUUGCCCGAGGCCGACCUCUCGGUUUAA